AUGACUCAAAUCGAGCGUAUUACAGAGAACUUGGAGAAACCGGAGCUAGACGAUCGUUCUUAUCGGGUGAUCCGGUUGCCAAACAAGCUUGAGGCCCUCCUAGUUCAUGACCCGGACACCGAUAAGGCCAGUGCCGCCGUGAAUGUCAAUGUUGGCAAUUUCUCCGACGAAGAUGAUAUGCCAGGAAUGGCUCAUGCAGUAGAGCAUUUGCUGUUUAUGGGCACAAAAAAGUACCCGAAGGAAAAUGCAUACAACCAGUACCUAGCAUCCCACUCCGGUUCGUCCAAUGCCUACACAGCUGCCACUGAAACGAACUACUUCUUCGAAGUGUCCGCCACAGGUGACUCCAGUGCCCCGAAAUCAAGCGGAGAUAGCACCCCUGCCGAGACAAAUGAUAGCAAUGGCGUCUUGUCAAAUGGGAAUGGCUUAGAUGGGAAAUCGCCCCUCUAUGGAGCAUUGGAUCGGUUUGCCCAGUUCUUUGUCGCUCCGCUUUUCCUAGAGUCAACGCUGGAACGGGAGCUGCAGGCGGUGGAUUCGGAAAAUAAAAAGAACCUCCAAAGUGACCUGUGGCGUCUGAUGCAACUGAAUAAGUCGCUUUCAAACCCUAAACAUCCCUACAGCCACUUCUCGACUGGUAACCUGCAGACCUUGAAAGAAGAUCCACAGAAACGUGGUCUUGAAGUCCGCAGUGAGUUCAUCCGGUUCUACGAGAAGCACUACUCAGCCAACCGGGCGAAGUUGGUUGUCCUGGGGCGGGAGUCUUUGGACACUCUGGAGCAAUGGGUCUCCGAGCUCUUUUCCGAUGUCGAGAACAAGAACCUUGCUCAGAAUCGCUGGGACGAUGUUCAGCCUUUCACCGAGAAGGAUAUGUGCACCCAGGUGUUUGUGAAGCCCGUCAUGGAUACUCGAUCUAUGGAUAUGUACUUCCCGUUCCUCGACGAGGAGGAUUUGCAUGACACCCAGCCUAGCCGUUAUAUCAGCCAUCUGAUUGGCCACGAAGGCCCUGGCAGUGUUCUUUCUUACCUCAAGGCCAAGGGAUGGGCCAAUGGCCUGUCUGCAGGUGCCAUGCCUGUCUGUGCUGGGUCAGCGUUUUUCACUAUCUCGGUGCGUCUGACCCCCGAAGGUCUGAAGCAAUACCAGGAAGUUGCAAAUGUCGUCUUCGAGUAUAUCGCUAUGAUCAAGCAACGCGAGCCCGAGCAAUGGAUCUUCGACGAGAUGAAGAACCUUGCCGAGGUCGAUUUCCGGUUCAAGCAGAAGACCCCGGCUAGUCGAUUCACUAGCCGUCUGAGCAGCGUUAUGCAAAAGUCACUGCCUAGUGAAUGGCUGCUGAGCGGGUCUUUGCUCCGACGAUUCGACCCUGACCUGAUCAAGAAGGCGUUGAGUUAUCUGCGGGCCGACAACUUCCGCCUAGUCGUUGUAUCCCAGGAGUUCCCGGGUACAUGGGAUCAGAAGGAGAAGUGGUAUGGUACCGAAUACAAGGUCGAGAAGAUCCCACAGGAAUUCUUGGGCGGUCUUCAGAAGGCUUUAGAGUCGACUGAGGCCACCCGCACUUCUAACGUGCACAUGCCUCACAAGAACGAAUUCGUGCCGACCAGACUCUCGGUGGAAAAGAAGGAGGUGGCCGAGCCAGCGAAGACGCCUAAACUGAUUCGCCACGAUGAUCGGGUGCGCCUGUGGUUCAAGAAAGAUGACCGUUUCUGGGUGCCCAAGGCCACUGUCGAGGUAACGCUCCGCAAUCCUUUGGUGUGGGCUACACCUGCCAAUCUCAUCAAAACGAAGCUGUAUAGCGAGUUGGUACGAGAUUCGCUAGACGAAUACUCCUACGACGCUGAGCUUGCUGGCUUGGACUACCAUCUGUCGGCGAACAUUUUGGGCUUGGACAUUUCCGUGAGCGGGUACAACGACAAGAUGUCCGCUCUAUUGGAGAAAGUACUCAAUACCAUGCGUGGGCUAGUUAUCAACCAGGAUCGGUUCGACAUUAUCAAAGAGCGCUUGACGCGGGCAUUCCGCAAUGCCGAGUACCAACAGCCUUACUACCAGGUCGGAGAUUACACUCGCUAUCUUCUUGCCGAGCGCAGCUGGGUCAACGAGCAGUAUCUUGAAGAGCUGGAGCAUGUUGAGAGUGAUGACGUGGUCAACUUCUUCCCCCAGUUGCUUGAGCAGACCCACAUCGAAGUCCUGGCCCAUGGAAACCUGUACAAGGAGGAUGCCCUGCGUAUGACGGACUCUGUUGAGAAGAUCUUGGGGGGGCCGUCCUCUGCCUCCGUCGCAGUGGAUCCGGCUAACGUCAAUCACUGUAUUGAGUACUACCUCUAUAUCGGCCUCUUCUCUGAUGAUGUUCUGCGGUCGAAGCUUCAGCUGUUCGCGCAGCUGACUGACGAACCUGCAUUCGACCAGCUCCGCAGCAAGGAACAGCUCGGAUAUGUGGUGUGGAGCGGCGCACGCUACAACGCCACCACCCUGGGCUACCGGGUCAUUAUCCAAAGUGAGCGCACGGCACAGUAUCUCGAAUCGCGCAUUGAGGCUUUCCUCCGCGAGUUCGGCCCCAUCCUGGAGAAGAUGCCAGAAGAAGAAUUCGAGGGUCACAAGCGCAGUGUCGUGAACAAGCGCCUGGAGAAACUCAAGAACCUGAGCUCUGAGACUGGCCGGUACUGGUCACAUGUCGGAUCUGAGUACUUUGAUUUCCUGCAGCAUGAGACCGACGCGGCCAAUGUGCGCACCUUGACCAAGGCGGAUCUCGUUGCAUUCUACCGGCAAUACAUCGACCCGUCCUCGGCAACACGCGCCAAGCUUGCCAUCCACAUGAACGCCAAGUCAGGCGCGCAGGUUGAGGCACCGAAACUAGCUGAACAGAAAACACGACUUGUCGAAGUAGUCGCUAAGCACCUUGAAGCCUCUGACUUGGUAGUGGAUUCCGCCCGCUUGGCUACGGCAUUUGAUGAGGUUGACGCGACAGCGGACAAGUCCCAGGUCAUCUUUGCUGUGAAGGGUUUCCUGGCCACCGAGACAGGCCUGUCACAGCAGAAGAUCGAGCCUGUGCUUGAGACACUGGACGAGAAGCUCAGUUCACAGUUGAAGGAGCUGGGUCUUGGCUCUAGCAGUGAUAUUCAGGGUGUGGCUAAUGGCAAUGGCGAGACUCAAAAGGCUGUUGUUAUUACCGACGUGCCUACCUUCAAGGCCAGUUUGCCUGUCAGCACUGGCCCUGUUCCUGUCACGGAUCUGAGCGAGUAUGAGGAUUUUGAUGCCAAGCUAUGA
Molecule: messenger RNA, 3255 nt
Organism: Penicillium mononematosum
Lineage: Eukaryota; Fungi; Ascomycota; Eurotiomycetes; Eurotiales; Aspergillaceae
Exons: 3
Coding region: 1-3255 (1084 amino acids)
Biological process (GO): peptide catabolic process
Cellular component (GO): cytosol; mitochondrion
Molecular function (GO): metal ion binding; metalloendopeptidase activity
Source: RefSeq, a predicted model, not a curated record